Molecule: messenger RNA, 536 nt
Organism: Zea mays
Lineage: Eukaryota; Viridiplantae; Streptophyta; Magnoliopsida; Poales; Poaceae
Exons: 4
Coding region: 1-348 (115 amino acids)
Source: RefSeq, a predicted model, not a curated record
AUGACGCGAGACCAAUUACAAUCCAUCGUGAGCAGAACUUUGGCAGAGAAGGAGACCCCAACAGGAAGGUCCUUGUGUUCGACGAUUUCCCUACCGUUAGAAGGCAAAAGACCAGAUGGCAAGGGCCAGCAAGGGUUCAUCCGCGCCCAGAACCCUGGCGUUGCUGCCUGCCUUCCUCCACAGUUGCAAUCGUUACUGACAGCACCAAGAUCGCAGCAGUGCCAGCCGCACCAACUGCUGUGGCCAACGUCCAGAAGAGUGCAAGAGCAGAUAUACCCCAGGAUCCCAAGGCAUCUCUUUGCAGGUUCCUUAGAAGAGAAAGGAUCGCUUCAGAUGUUACACCAGUGAAGGAGAUAGUGGAGGGUCAAGCAUGGCUUCGGCUGGGACCUCAGAUCGCCAACCCUGAUCUGAGCCAGUGAUCGUCAAUUAAUCCAGCAUCACCAUCUUAAAAACUGCGAUACAUUGUUGUUCUGAACGAGUACAACUUUUCUUUCAUGUGAUCAAUGUCCCUGGACUAUUAAUAAAUUGUUGUUCUC